Molecule: messenger RNA, 4872 nt
Organism: Cryptotermes secundus
Lineage: Eukaryota; Metazoa; Arthropoda; Insecta; Blattodea; Kalotermitidae
Product: flocculation protein FLO11
Exons: 8
Coding region: 670-3177 (835 amino acids)
Molecular function (GO): RNA binding
Source: RefSeq, a predicted model, not a curated record
UUGAAUAAUUUGGAGCAUCAUGGGAUUAUAUAUUCCAUUAUUGAAAUAUUGUAUUUGUGUCAUCGUUCUGUGUUGUUUCUUGAAAUAUGAAAUUCAAAGCUAGAGCACAGUUUUCCUUUUCAAACUUGAGAUUCCAGUUUGCUUGAAUAUACUGCCAGAAUUUAAUUAAAACGUCUGAGCACUAGUUAUCUUGGUUAAAGGAUAUUGCAAGUCUGUAAGCAGGCUGUGAAUGAGAAUGUCACAGUUAUUAAUCAACAAUGCAUGAAUAAUUAAAUGUACAAGUUAUAAUAAUUUUGCAAUCGUGUACUUAUGGCGCUUAUUUUUUAAACCGCUGAGGUAUGCUUCUGCCAUUGCUAAGCUUUCAGUUCUCGUAGUAUAAAAUACCCUCGUUCUAGGCAAGUUGACAUUCAACAGAAUCAUUUUUAAAUUGUAGUAUAUAGUUUAGUACACUUUUACUAUUUCCUCCUUUAAAACGUUGAAAUCUGUCGGUCUAUUUUCUUCCGCAGAUUCCUUUUUUCUUGCCGCGACUGUGUUUGGAUUAGUCCGCGGUCCGCCAUCUUCGAGAUCUUCGACGAGCUCGUCUCUGGUACUCAGAGCAGACGAGUGUCGUGUGUUUUGGAAAGGGGUUAAAGGCCUUUUGUGGUGCUGAUAGUGGUGUUAUUAUUGCUCAUGUCGUCAGCAAGCACGUGCACUACAGAGGGAUCCACUACCUCUUCAUCCCCAGCGUCGUCUGUGAAUCUCAUUACCACCAACUCACAUAUUUCACAUCUGCAGCGCAACAGUGUUACCAACAAUAACAACAACGCACCCAAAUAUGGGACUCUGGUACCAAACCGGAUCUUUGUGGGUGGAAUCUCAGGCAGUACCACUGAAACCGAACUGGCACAGCUGUUUUCAGCAUACGGGAAUGUGAAAGCAACGAAAGUGAUUAGUGACCGGGCUGGAGUGUCGAAGGGCUAUGGGUUUGUUACCUUUGAGACAGAAGAAGAAGCAAAGCGCUUGAUGCAGGAUUCUGAUUGCAUUGUUCUGAAGGAAAGGAAGCUGAAUAUUGCUCCUGCUAUAAAGAAACAGCCGUUUAACCGAACAUAUGAAGUGGCGUCUCCUCCCACCAUUCACAGCAACACAAUCUUUUAUCAGAAUGGUGUGCCAUACACUUUCCACAAUGGAGUGGCAUAUUUUCCAGCCACACAUCCUCAGCAUGCCACUGGCAACACCAUCACUACAGCAGGUGACCCAGCUGGUGUGUACCAGACCACGUUUGGACCCCCACAGGUUGCUUCUGCACAUUCUCCAGCCUCUGCUGCUGCUGCUGCUGCUGCUGCUGCGUACCCUGUGAUCUACCCCUGCACAGCUCCCCCUGCAGUGUACAUGUCUCCUCAGCAGUUCCCAUAUCAGCCCAUACCAUUCGAAUCAUAUUUGCAGCCACCAGCCCCGACAUCACAGUACCUCUACACUGCCUCAGCAUCUUCCUCGAGUGCAGCAGCCCCUGGAACUGGUCCACCUGUGACACAGGGCUCACCCAUGUUGGGUGCCCCUGCACCCUUGCCACCCACACAGCACUACUAUGCUGCAGCACAUCUGAACUCGACUGACCUGUACUACAGUGUUCCACAGGCCUACCCUGCCAUGAAUAGUAAUGAGGGGGUUGUGUAUGAGGCACCCUCACAGACCGAGACAUCCAGCAACCAAUCUGCUGAAGUGAGUGCAAUUUGUGAGACAUUCAGGGACAGUUGUUCGAAUUCAAGCAAUUCAGACACUGUUAGAAGUGGAGGUGGCAGAAAUUACAGACUCCCACCAGACCAGGAGAGGACGAACGCUAAAUGUGACAGCAAGUUGUCAGGUAACUGUGGGUGGGUGGCACCCAUCACCACAGCACACAGCCAGCCUUUGACCAUCAGUCAGCGCCAGAAUGCCUCAACACCUGUUGUUUCCCUCCGGAAACUCCAGCAGAUGGGUGAUGAAUUGGAUAUCUGCCCCAGCAAGAAGAACUCAUUUGCGGCAAUUGAAGACUACAUGACCACUGCAUCCCCCCAACAGACAUACUAUCAACAGGUACCACCCCCUUUGCCAAACCCAAACAAGUCCCAGACCCCUCUGGUGCCUGUUCUAUAUCAGUCUGUGCCACCCAUGUUUGUCACUUCAACAGGCCAGCCAUCUGGAACCGUUCCCUACAUGAACCAGUUUCCACCACCUGGCAUAGUGAAUGGCCAUUCUGAGCAUCCUGGUGGAAACUAUCCUGUGCAGUUUCAAAAUCACCGAGCCCCUUACAUGUCAAAAUCUUACACAAAUCGGCGUGGUGGAGGGUCAUCGUCUGGCAACCAGUCUUCACCCAUGUCAGUUCAUAUCCCACCGUUUCCUCCCAAGUUCCAUUUCUUAAAUAAUAAUCACAUGUCCAUAUCAGGUGUCAAUAACCCUCAUAUUCAGAAUCAGAAGCGUCACAAUAGGAAUCAACAAUAUCGAGGGCGGGAUAGUGGACGAUACAUGGGACCUAAUUCAGGCAGAUUGCAGCGCCAGUGCAUCAGCACUGGCACUGGUGGUGGCAUUGUCAAUAAGAACUCUUCUUGUGCUGUGUCCACCAGCAGUGUUAGUGCCCCUGCUGAGAGCAGUAUACCACACAUCACCUCCACUGCCAUCAUCACCAUGACUACUACCACUGCCACUACUGCCAUCACUGCUGCUACUGCUGUUACAAGUGCUACCACCAUCACUGAUGUCCCUUCCCCACCUCCUGCCCCAUACUCUCCUAUGACCCAUCCUGUAAUUGAUUCCACUUCUCCUCCCCAACAGACGCAGUUCUACCCUGGCACAGGAAGUAGUGCAGGCCGUCAGUCCUACCGUCCUCCCUCCAAUGGAAUGCAACAACAGCUUGGUAUGCCACAACGGCGAUUCUUCAGUAGCUCACGCAAAUCUGGCAAUAGCACAUCAAAUGAGGGUAGCACUCCAAACAGUGCAAAUUCUCGUAGCAGUGGAGGAGCUAAUGAGAAAUACUCGAAGAGUGUGGUGAACAGUAUGGAAGUUUUGUCUGUAGCAGGAACUUCGAGCAUCAGCAGUCUCAUAGGUAGUGUUGAUGAGGAAUCACUGGGAAGUGCGGGAGAUGCACCUGCUGUCCUUGCAGCCCCCAGUUGUGUUCCAGUGAUGCACGAAGCAUGCCACCAGAUGCAAGCAUUGAGUCUCUGAACUGUCCAGUACUUUUAGUUAACUUAUUUCUACUUUUAGUAAUGUAUAUUUUCUCUUGUAAUUUAAAAUAUUUGGUGAUGUAAAAAUUAGAAUUGUAUAACUUACCAUGUAGCAUAUAUUUGUUUCGUAAAGUAAUUUCUUGGAAAGAAGGAUGUGACAAGAAAGGAUUGUGAGAAUUAGGGACUUGGUGUUAAUAUGGCAGCAGGCAGAAUGUGGGGUGUGAGAACACAUGCUGCAGUUCCAAGAAGUUACUUCAUUCCUAUGUUGCCUUUUGUUGCUAGUUACUUUAAGUAUUGGGUGACUUGUGCCCACUUGGGGGAGUUUUAACCUGGCCGCAGGAUGCACAACCCUCAUGGCAGCUGGUGAAGUGUGUCACCUACUUAUAUUCUCACCUGUUUUAAUAACAAUAAUAAUAGUAAUAAUAAUAUGACAAUAGUUAUAAUCUUGUAUCUUGUAGCAUAUUGUACCUUUUCAAAGUGAAGACAACACAAAAUCUUGUGUUGAGAAUUUAAAUCAGUUUAUAAAAAUAGCCAUAAUUAUUUGAUUAAUGUGUUCAUUGUGUGGCAAGGAGAUAUUUAUUUUUGCGUGGCUUGAUUGGUAUUUGUUUCUGCAUAGACGAGAAACAUUGCUGGAGGGACCAGUCUCAUGUGCAAAGUUUGCGUUGCUCAAAUACCAUCGCCAAAUAAAUAAAAUUGUAUAUUUAUCAUACUGCAGUGUAAAGUUCCUAUUGUAUGCUCAUGGAGAAUAAGGUUUUCUGAAAGAGUGGACUAAAUGAGAUGAAACUGAAGGUGAGCUUUCAGUAUAGAAAAUUGGUUCUACUCAAACAUGUUCUCAUCCGAAAGAGUUCUCAGGUUUUACGUAGCUAGUCAUGCCAUGUAAUUAGCCAUCUGUUGGCGGCACGAACAAAAAGACUAAUGUAUAUACACACUACACCGUAUGCUACUGGAGAUCUUUAGGAAGUCUUCCAGUUUUAUGCAGACAGGGGCAUGAUGCAUGAAUGCACUUCACCUGUAAGUUUCAUCAGAUCAAAGUGGAAGGUUUUCUAGAUUAAAGCUCAGAUGUUUUACCUUUGGUAUCACUGGUGGGCUGCAGUGGUCUCGGAACAUACGUUACCCUUGUGCACCUUUUUAAUAAAAUGGCUGUGAGCUAAAUAAAACUGAUAGAAUAUAUAGUGCUGCAAGAACUACUAAGUGCCUUUUGUAUUUUGUUCGCAGUGCUGUGACAGCGUGUGUGAGUGACCUACUUUGCAGUUGUUCUUCCCUUUUAUGAUUAUCGGUGGGCAUUGUUGUGAGCCACUUGUGCAUGAUCUCUCUCCCCUCGCCUGUGUGAUAAUAUGUUUAAGUAUAGAGCUGCCACUGUGUAAUUUAUAUAAGUAAUACAUACACAACAAUAAUGCGAAUUAAAAAAAGUACAAACUUGUGCAAUAAUUUGUGGAGUAUUGUACUCUGGCUUUUGUUUUUCCCCUACUGUUAAGGAUGUACAGUAAACGGUUUUUAUUGAAAUUCUUGAAAGUGCCCCUCCCACUUUGUGCUUAUAAAGUGGCAACAUGUUGCGAGGAGCAAAUUUCUGUGAUUAUAGUGAGGGGACAAUGAACACCACAGUGCAGUAAUCGUUAAUGUGUAAGGUACGAAAUGUAUGUAGAAUUGUAGCAGCAGUUUGUACUUGUUAAAAAAAUAAUAAAAUUGAGAAAGUGUU